GAGAGAGCGAGAGCGAGUGUGUGUGUGAGAGAGCGAGAGCGCGCAGCUAGGAGUCCCUGGGAGAGUGGAGCUCAUUCACUGAUUAGAGGCAGCUUCGAGAGGCAGCGCUGCGUCUUCCUUGGCUCCCAGCAGCCGUGUCAGGCUCUUGCUCACUCCCAUGCUGGCCGAAAGCGCUUGCACACACGCGCCGGGCUUAGCACGUCCGGCUCUCCUCCAUACGCACCAUCUCAAGCUCUCGCUUUUCCCAGUCUGAAACCAAAGGGGGCCGCCACCUCCCGAGGAAUUUUCACGCUUUGGAACAGUGAUGAAGCUCCAGUGAGAUACCUCAGCUCUACACCCAGACGUUGCUUUGUUUUCCAUCCAGGGAAGACCAUUCCCCUUGUGGGCCUGUCAAGGCAAGAUACUCCGAUGGACUUACACCGGGCAGCCUUCAAGAUGGAAAACUCCUCCUACCUUCCCAAUCCUCUGGCAUCUCCAGCCCUGAUGGUUCUCGCUUCCACUGCUGAAGCCAGCCGUGAUGCUUCCAUCCCCUGCCAGCAGCCAAGGCCCUUUGGCGUCCCUGUAUCGGUGGACAAGGAUGUGCACAUCCCGUUCACCAAUGGUUCCUAUACUUUUGCCUCCAUGUAUCACCGACAAGGUGGUGUGCCAGGAGCCUUCACCAACCGUGAUUUUCCACCUUCCUUGCUGCAUCUGCACCCCCAGUUUGCACCUCCCAAUCUGGACUGCACCCCAAUAAGCAUGUUGAACCACAGUGGUGUUGGGGCCUUCCGUCCCUUCGCCUCGACUGAGGACAGGGAGAGUUACCAGUCAGCUUUUACACCUGCCAAGCGCCUGAAGAACUGCCAUGAUACUGACUCUCCUCACCUUCGCUUCUCAGACGCUGAUGGCAAGGAGUAUGAGUUUGGAGCCCAGCUCCCCUCUGGCUCCCCUGGCUCCCUCAAAGUUGAUGACACUGGGAAAAAGAUCUUUGCUGUCUCUGGCCUCAUUUCAGACCGGGAGACCUCAUCCAGUCCUGAGGACCGAAAUGAUAGAUAUAGAAGCGACAGCCAAGGAGGGCCGCCGGCAUCUGUGGGGGCCAGCCAGCGCAUGGCGUUAACUUUCCCCCUCUGCAAAAAGAAGGCAACACUUUUUGACAGCCAAGCUCCCAUCUGUCCCAUUUGUCAGGUCUUGCUGCGUCCUGUUGAACUGCAGGAGCACAUGGAGCAGGAACUGGAGAAAUUAACCCAGCUCAACAUCAGUAAGAACUCCAUAUUGAAGGACGUCAUGGCCCCAGGUACCCCCAAGUCAAUUUUGUUGUCAGCCUCAAUCAAGCGGGAAGGAGACUCUCCAACAGCAUCGCCUCACUCCUCAGAUGAUAUCCAUCACUCAGACAGAUAUCAGACCUUCCUGCGAGUGAGGGCAAACAGACAAACACGGCUGAAUGCUCGGAUUGGGAAAAUGAAACGGAGGAAGCAAGAUGAAGGACAGGUAUGUCCCCUCUGCAGCCAGCCUCUCUCAGGAUCCGAGGAGGAGAGGAGUAGGCAUGUCGAACAAUGCCUGGCAAAGAGGGAAGGUUCAUGCAUGAUGGAGGAUGACUCGGUGGACAUUGAAAAUGAAAAUGGCAAUCGCUUUGAAGAAUAUGAAUGGUGUGGGCAGAAGAGGAUACGUGCUACUACCCUCCUGGAAGGGGGAUUCAGAGGCUCCGGGUUUGUCAUGUGCAGUGGCAAGGAGAAUCCAGACAGUGAUGCUGACCUUGAUGUGGAUGGAGACGACACAUUGGAAUAUGGAAAGCCACAAUACACAGAGGCAGAUAUCAUUCCAUGCACUGGGGAAGAACCAGGUGAAGCCAAGGAGAGAGAGGCGCUCCGAGGUGCAGUCCUAAAUGGUGGCACGCCUAGUACCCGAAUAACACCAGAAUUUUCUAAGUGGGCAAGUGAUGAAAUGCCAUCAACGAGUAAUGGAGAGAGCAGUAAACAGGAGCCUAUGCAAAAGACCUGCAAGAAUAGUGACAUAGAGAAGAUUACAGAAGACUCAGCAGUGACAACGUUUGAGGCGCUAAAGGCUCGUGUCCGUGAGUUAGAAAGGCAGCUGUCCCGUGGGGACCGUUAUAAAUGUCUCAUUUGCAUGGAUUCAUACACAAUGCCCCUGACCUCCAUCCAGUGCUGGCAUGUGCACUGCGAGGAAUGCUGGCUGCGGACUCUGGGUGCCAAGAAGCUGUGCCCCCAGUGCAAUACCAUCACCUCUCCAGGGGACCUCAGGCGCAUCUACUUAUAAAGGACAUGGCUGCUCAGACCAGGGAUUUGGGGGAAAGAAAUGGCAGCAGCAACAAAAGACAUUUGAAAACAAAUUCUAGAGACUCCGAAUGUGGAAUAGAGGUUGAGGGAGCAGCGCAGUGGCUUUGCUUCUAAACCUGUCACUGGUGCCGCCAUUUCCACGAGAAGGCUGAACCAGAAUUCGUAUUGUGAAAUCCCCCCUUUUUUACAAACUGAUGUUCCACAUCUGUCUCAUUCCUCCAAGAGCCAGAUUCCAUCAUGGAUGACUUGACAGCCUUUCCAGGGGAGCAUCUUGACAAGCCAACCUGACCCAGCCCCACAUGCCGACCCAAUAAGGAACUGGAUCUUCCACAGCAGGAACUCUCAUAACCUGUAACUUGUGUUCUCUCCCCUCCCUUCCUCUUUUUUUUGGUGGUGUUCUAGUGUUGUUUUUUUAAAAAGAGAGAGCCUACACUUGCAUACCCACAAAGGCAGAAUGAAGCACAUGUAAUAUAACUAUAUGUUUACAAUGUUGUGUAUAAAUGGGAUAGACUCCAACAUUACAUACUAAUAUGUUCCCCUUUUAUUUUUUCCCUUUGUUUUUUGGGUUGUACUUUUUUUAAAAAAAGAAGAGAAAAAAUAAGCAGAGAACAUUAAACCCAUAUUUUUCUUGGUUCUGCAAAGUUUUGGCAUUAAAGUCAUUAGUUUAAAAAAAAUAUAAAUAAAUAUAUAUUAUACAUAUAUAUAAUAUAAAUGGUUUAAUGUUCUGUGGUGUAUAUUUCCUCAUUCAGAUAUGAAGUUAACAGCUUCUAGUAAUGGCUGUAGUUCGCCCGUAUCUUACACGACUUCUGGGAGAAGUAAAAAAAAAACAGGAAUUUUAUCCUUAGUUGUAGCUAAUGGGGCUCAUUAUAUCAAAUCUUUAUCCCCCUGAAACAGCUUGAUUUUUCAUUGAGGGCAAAGCAAGAGACAUACAGCUCAGGAUUGCAAAGUUGUAUCCCAUUGUUAGUUGAGAAAAGGACAAGAGUUGACAUGAAGCAUUAAAAAUGGGGAGUGGUCUUUGCCUACUGCAGCUGGCAAUGCUGGUCCAGUUUAUUUAUCAUGUGAAAGUUGAAGCCAUCUUUUGUCCAAGCAUAUGUAUUCACCAGCCUGUGAGCCAGCAAGGUUUUAGCACUGGUCUUGUAGCCCUUCUCAUGCCACAAGAGUAAAUUCAGAAAAGCAGCUGAGAAAAGGCCAAUAUUCUAGUCAUCCAGUGUCUGAGCAGGUGGUAAUCUAACACUUCCUGUUACGUCCUCCUGAAUUAUGUGUUUCACAAGUCAGGCAGGUUCUGUGUCACUCUGGCAUAUUGUGUUGUCAUGCUCAGCUAGUGGCACUCUGCCCUGCUCUGAAAUGAUCUGCAGUGGAGGUGCAGCAUGAUGUCCCAACUCUUUUUCAGAGGUUCAGGCCCAAGAACAUGCACCAUGUUCCACUUUUGAAAAGAGCUUAUUAGUGACAUGGGUCUUGUUUCCUCCUACUAGCUGUGCUAUGUGGACUGGCAAUUGUGGAACUCAACCUGGGUCCACACAAGGUUGGGUUCAUUCAAUCCCUUUCAGUCUGUUUCUACAACAUUCCUGACAUCAACCUUUGCUCAGUCCCCUGCUCUGCAUUUUGAAAACCAUCCCCAGCUGUGGGUCGUAUGUGGUCUGCUCACUACCUGCCUUAAUCAAAAAUAAACAACUAAAUUGUUUACGUACAUACACCAACAAGCCUCCUGCAUUCCAUCUAGAGAAAACUUUACAGGGUUGCUGGAAAUCUUGAGAGGGGAAGCAAGCAGUUUGCUUGGCAAUGGCUUUGUAGGCAAAUGUCCCUAUGAUUAAUUGCCUUUUAAACUGAGGCAGAAUGAAAUGAACUUCAGUUGCUUCUCUGGGAUCUCCUGCAAAGUAUUUUUUUCCUUUUUGUCUAUUCUGUGAGAAGCACUAGAAAGUCAUGGUUAUACUAAAACAUCUGGCCACUGAUAGUCAUACUGUUGUCAAAAGGAUUGGUUCUAUAUGGAUCAGGCCUCUACCAUACUAUCACAAAAUAGUUGUAUCUUGCACUACAGGAUUCCAUAUUCCUGUUGCAAUUUGGCUGAUUAUGCACUUACAGCUAUCUCUACUAAAGGCAAGAUGGGGACAGCUAUUGUUAUCAGAGUUUUGCUAUUUAUUUAACUUCAGCCUGUUAGACAAACACUAUUGUCUUUUGGGAAAUCAUUUUGUACCCUUAGAGCAAUAGCAGCCAACAUGGUACUCUCCAGAUAUUGGACUACAACUCCUAUUAUCCCUAACCAUUGUUCAUGCUGGCUGGGGCUGAUGGGAGUUGAGAGUCCACCAACAUCUGAUGAGCACCAUGGUGGCUACCCCUGCUGAAUUUUGAGCUACAGUGUCCAAAUAACUACUGAACUGCAAUGUCUCACUCAAACCACACGUUUCUGACUGCUUUGCCUAGGAACCAUUGUGAGGAAGGUCCAUCUGCAACUUUUGUUAAAAGGAGGAAUACUUUUCAAGCAAGAGUUGAUCUGGAAUCCUAAAUAGGUAACAAUAGUUUGCAAGAGGCACAAAGUUUCUGCACUGCCAUUUGUUCACCCUGGUCUUUCUUCACUGGUAUAGCACUUGAGCCUUCCUAAAGGCAAUCAGUUGAAAUUUGUGGUGGUAGGGAUAUCUGUAUCACAUCCAAACCUGCUUACCUAGUACAAUCAAGCAAUCGCUGCUCAGACAUUUAGGGCAAAGCUACAUUUCUCCCAGAUCUGUUUCACAAUAGGCUGUGCUGAGACAGCUCAUUUUUGAUGGCCCAGCAAAUUGACUCUGGGAACAAAGAGCUUUCUCUGGUCCUAUGGACCACCACUAAGCCAAAUAAAUACAUGUAAAACUACAUAUAGUCUUUAUUUUUAAAGUUAAUUUGUCCCUGUUUUUUCCUUGAGGGGGUAGGGAGGAGAGAGAAGACUUGAAGGGAAGAUGCAAGGGACAUUUAUUUCCGCCUCUGGAGCAAGGCAUAUUUUGCAAAACUCUACAACUACUUCCUCAAUGAGCGUAAAAAGAAAUGAACUAUCUUUGCCCAAAGAUUCCCAGCUGCACAAGGUGAUAUUCAAGUUGUGUCUAUGAUUGUGUGUCGAUGUAUAUUCUAUAAAAAAAGGUACUUGUCAUUCCCGUUUGUAAACUACAUUGACAUUAAUUAAAUGAGUAUAAAAUCUUC
Messenger RNA from Rhineura floridana, 5435 nucleotides. It is a transcript of the gene RNF220, whose product is annotated as ring finger protein 220. Gene Ontology annotation, biological process: protein ubiquitination. Gene Ontology annotation, molecular function: ubiquitin protein ligase activity; metal ion binding. Lineage: Eukaryota; Metazoa; Chordata; Lepidosauria; Squamata; Rhineuridae. The transcript has 16 exons. The coding region runs from base 409 to 2253 and encodes 614 amino acids. The record is from RefSeq and is a predicted model, not a curated record.